Molecule: messenger RNA, 1788 nt
Organism: Aspergillus oryzae RIB40
Lineage: Eukaryota; Fungi; Ascomycota; Eurotiomycetes; Eurotiales; Aspergillaceae
Product: phf1/phf2 family PHD finger domain-containing protein
Exons: 1
Coding region: 1-1788 (595 amino acids)
Source: RefSeq, a predicted model, not a curated record
AUGUCACAGCAACAUGGGGUUCUUCCCAUGCCGGCGUCUAUAGAGACAGCGCCACCAGCCCACGGAACCUCCUCGGGCUUGCAUACAUCGGCUCCCACCGUCGAGCGGGUCUCGCCUUCCCUGUCGUCCUCAUUGAAACCUAGCCGCCCACCGAGCGCAAUCUCGAGUAAAGUACAGAUCCCGAAAUUAUCCCCUGCGACCACUGAACUCGUGGCUCGGGUCACUGGCCAUAGGAAAGGGGAGAAGCAGAGGAAUGAGACUAAAUUCGUGACGUGGAACCCACCAUCACUCAGUCAAGGCUGGAAUCAUCCACGCUUGGAACCAUCAAGCACAAUGAAGGCCUCUUCUACUAUCAUAGAGCUACCCACAGCUCCGUUCGUGUACUCGAGUCAUAUGACAACCCCUGCGGUUUCUCAACAGGCUCCUGUUACUACUCCUUCCACUACAUCUCCAUCUACACAUACAUAUACAUCUACACUUCCCCAGGGUGGCCAUGACAAGCCAACAAGUCUUGUUAAUAUUGCACCCAAACCCGCAGGGCCACCUUCAUUGGAAGCCCCAGCACCACCGCAAGAUUCACUACCACCACCACUGCCUUCACAACCCCAGCCUGUAGCCCCGGCGGCUAAAGAUUCACCCCCAUCCGCUAAGCGCAAGAGAGCAGCAGUUGACUCACGCCAACGAAGGAGUACUACCAACGGAACCAAGCGCAAGAAGCGCCGGCGUGGUAAUGACAGUGAUGGAGAAGAUAUCAUCCGAGCUGGAGACUCGAGCUCCGAUGAAUCUGACGUUGCGCCGACGGCGACACAAACUAAAUCUGGUCGGCAGGUUAAUCGUCCUUCAUUAUAUGUACCUCCGUCCGCAUCACCGACGGUUGCGAAGGACAGCAGUAACUCGCUGGAGGCAUCGGAUACCACUCAACGGCAGGCUGCAGCCGUUCGGAAACGCAAGCGGGUGUAUCGCAAACCGAAGGACGGGAUCGUCAAUUGUAUCCACUGCCAGAGGGGACAUAGUCCGCAGAGCAAUGCGAUCGUCUUCUGCGAUGAGUGCAAUGGGCCCUGGCAUCAGCUAUGUCAUGAUCCUCCUAUUGACUCGCAGGUUGUCACAGUGAAGGAGAGACAAUGGGUCUGUCGGGAAUGCAAGCCCGUGCCGAUUACCAUUCUCCAGCCGACGGUUGUUAGGAGCAAUCCUAGUCUCACGGGGCCGUCAUUAGGUCCUCCCGUGCAUGCGCCGUUAUUAAUGCCCAAGAUGGAAGUAGGAGGGGAGGGCUCCUCGGCAGACGAGCGACGGGGCUUUCUCUCGGGCUUGUCGCAUGCGACUCUUGUUGAACUACUGGUCACUCUGUCAGACCAACACCCGGCGAUACCCAUGUUUCCUAAAAACUUAAAGACUUUACAGUCGAAGUUCUCGUUCAAGCCGAACAAUGCGGCGAUUCCUACUCCAACCUCAACCUCCUCGAAUACCCCAACUUUCACUAACUCGAUAACCCACGCUUUAACUAAUGGUGUAGACGCGGCCCAGCAAAAGUCAGGUGUUACUCCUGACUUCCUGCCUACUCCCUCUUCCGCUCCCCAAACGCAGCACGACCUGUCGGAAGAGUCUGACUAUGAAUUCUCAGAGCAUCGUCUGUACCCGCGUGCCGGGAACGGAUUCCGUUUGUCGACGAAUGCGGACGACAUGGACAUCAUGUUUGAAGACGUCUCAUGUCGCACGUUCAGCUACGCAUUACACGGACCGGCACGGGUUCGAGCGCAGGCGAACGAAGUCGCACCUAUCUGGGGUUCGUGA